Molecule: messenger RNA, 2627 nt
Organism: Neolamprologus brichardi
Lineage: Eukaryota; Metazoa; Chordata; Actinopteri; Cichliformes; Cichlidae
Source: RefSeq, a predicted model, not a curated record
ACGCGCGCGCCCGUAGCCAUGUCGCCAUUUUGAUUCGAAAAAUAUGACUGAGUUUUUCCUGCUUUGCGUGCUAAACUUAGCCCCGCGUUUGAAUUACUUUGUGUGCGAGUACGUAUCAUACACUUUUAAUUUGAAAUAACUCGGAUUGUUAUUAACACCACGUAGUCAUUCAUGCGGGGGAACAGUUUAUUUUGUAGUCUUCUUAGCCACAUUUGACUAUCGUUAGCUAAGUUGAGCUAGCUAACGGCGGUCUGUGCUGUCGCAGACUGACCCCUUCUUCAAAACAAAUCACUAUUCGCUCACAGGCUAACGUAUGUUAGCUCAUACGGCUAGCUAACAGUAGCUGGACAGCUAGUGAUUUAGUAGCUGGCUGCUUAACGAAAAACAGCAACAACUCGGAUCACACGGAAUUACUCGCAACGGACAUUCAACCAAAGGGUAUGGUGAGCCUCUCAGCGACCCGUCUCCUAAAGAGGCCCGCGUUUUAAAAGGAGACCCAUGCUGAUAAAUGCCAGGCCUCGCCACACUCUCUGUCGUCUGCACAAACACAAAUGCCUGCCUGCCCGUGGGGGAGGUCUGAUUAAAGAUAUCCACAUUUCAUCCACUGGGCUGUGUCCCCCCUCCCAGCGGCCACCAUGUUUUGGAAGUUUGACCUGCACACCACCUCCCACAUUGACCAGCUGCUGGACAGGGAGGACGUGACGCUGAGAGAGCUGAUGGAGGAGGAUGACGUCCUGCAGGAGUGCAAGGCCCAAAACCGUCGGCUGCUCCUCUUCCUUUCCCAGGACCACUGCAUGCAGGAGCUGGUCAGCCUCAUCACCACAGAGCCACCUGCUGAUCUGGAGGAGCGAAGCCGCUUUAAGUUUCCCAAUGUUGCUUGUGAGCUUCUGACCUCAGAUGUUUCCAUUAUAAACGAUAAGCUGGGUGGAGACGAGUCUCUCCUCGAGAUGCUCUACCACUUCCUGGAACAGGACCCACCUCUCAAUCCUCUACUAGCCAGCUUCUUCAGCAAAACCAUCGGCAAUCUCAUUGCCAGGAAAACCGAACAGGUUAUUACCUUUUUAAAGAAAAAAGAAGGCUUUAUUGGUCUGGUGCUGAAACACAUUGACGCCUCUGCCAUGAUGGACCUGCUGCUUCGCCUCAUCAGUUGUGUGGAGCCUGCCCCUUUGAGACAGGAUGUUCUGCAUUGGUUAAACGAGGAAACGUUGGUUCAGAGACUCACAGAGCUCAUCCAUGCUGGCAAAGAUGAGGAGAGACAAUCAAAUGCGUCCCAAACGCUGUGUGACAUCAUCCGCCUUAGCCGAGAUCAGGCCAGUCAGAUGCAGGAGAACGUAGAAGCCGACCCACUAUUGGCUGUGCUAGAAUCGCAGGAGAGCGUGGCGGGGCUUCUCAAGAACAUGUUUGAGGGGGAGAGGAGCGAGGCCUCCAUCGUUAAUGGAACUCAAGUGCUACUUACCUUACUGGAGACCAGGAGGUCUGGGUUGGAAGGGCUGAUGGAUCUGUAUUCUCAGGGUUAUGAAAGGUCUUACACUGUCAACAGCAGUAUUUUAAAUGCCAUUGAGCCCCAUUUAAAGGACUUCCAGCAGCUUCUUCAGGAUCCCCCCAAGAAAAGUGCAAUAUUGACGACCUUUGGCCUUCUAGAUCAGCCACUGGGGAAUGCUCGCCUUCAUGUGGCCCGGCUGGUGGCUGCCCUGCUCCAGACCAAUGCACCCAAUAUCUGCCAGGAGCUCUGUAACCUGGCCACCAUGGACCUGCUACUGGAUCUGUUCUUCAAAUACUCCUGGAAUAACUUUUUGCACUUCCAAGUGGAGCUGUGUGUGGCCUCUAUCCUGAACCAUCCUUCCUCGGAGGAGCGGCCAGGCCUAGGCCUGCAGAACCACGAAGAGAGUGCCACAGCGUCCAGCCCUCAGGCGCAAGAGGAGGAUGCGACAACAGAAGGGCCGAGCGACCCACAGACCUCCAUCCACGGUGCGCUCGUGGCACAUCUCUUCCAGAAGUGUCGACUGCUUCAAAGGAUCCUUGAUGCCUGGGAGGAGAACGAUAGAAUACAGGCUGAUGGUGGUACCAGGAGAGGCAACAUGGGUCACCUGACUAGAAUAGCCAACAUGGUGGUCCAGAACCUGGAGAAAGGACCAGUACAGACCCAGAUCUCUGACCUCAUCAGAGAGCUGCCAGAAGACUGCAGAGGUCGCUGGGAGAGCUUUGUGGACGAGACCCUGAGAGAAACUAACAGGAGGAAUACCGUAGAACUGGUAAGCACUCACAAUAUGCACUCGUCCAGUGAGGACGAUGACAUGGAGAGCCCCUUCCCCAACGACCUGUCGCUCCAACAGGCUUUCUCAGACUAUCAGAUCCAACAGAUGACUGCCAGCUUCGUGGAUCAGUUUGGCUUCAAUGACGAGGAGUUUAGCGAACAUGAUGAAAAUAUCAACGCUACGUUUGACAGAAUCGCCGAAAUAAACUUCAAUCUAGAUGCUGAUGAUAACAGUGCCAACGCAGCUGCAUUUGAAGCCUGCUGCAAAGAGAGGAUACGCCAGUUUGAUGAUGCUGAGGAGGAGGAGGACAUCUGGGACGAUAAGGAGAUCAACUAUGCAACACAAGCUAAAUCCAGAACAAGGUCAAGCUGA